GGCCGGUGCAGCCACCAUGCACAUAACCCAGCUCAACCGUGAGUGCCUGCUGCACCUCUUCUCCUUCCUGGACAAGGACAGCAGGAAGAGCCUGGCCCAGACCUGUUGGCAGCUCCAGGACGUGUUUGAGGACCCUGCGCUCUGGCCCCUGUUGCACUUUCAGUCCCUCACGGAGCUGCGGAAGGACAACUUCCUGCUGGGCCCGGCCCUCCGCAGCCUCUCCAUCUGCUGGCACUCCAGCCAGGUGCAGGUGUGCAGCACUGAGGAAUGGCUCAAGAGCGCCUUCCAGAGGAGCAUCUGCAGCCGGCACGAGAGCCUGGUGGAGGACUUCCUCCUCCAGGUGUGCCACAGGUAGGCAGCUAUUUACCACCUGAGGACGCUGCACGUGGACUUCUGCCGCAACGUGAGCGCCGCCGGCCUGCGCCACUUACGCGCCGCGUGCCCGCGCCUGACGCUGCGCGCCGAGCACAGCGCGGCCAUGAUCCCGGACCGGCUGCCGCGCGGAGCGCUCGGGCGCGGCCCCGCUAGGCCCGGGGGCCCGAGCCGCGAGGUGGACCUGGCUUCUGAGCCUCAGUUUCCCCAAUCAGCGAGAGCGGGAGAAGAGGGUCUGCCUCACACUACGAUUUAG
Echinops telfairi (small Madagascar hedgehog) is the source of this 628-nucleotide messenger RNA. It is a transcript of the gene FBXL22, whose product is annotated as F-box and leucine rich repeat protein 22. Lineage: Eukaryota; Metazoa; Chordata; Mammalia; Afrosoricida; Tenrecidae. Gene Ontology annotation, molecular function: protein binding. The transcript is spliced from 2 exons. The record is from RefSeq and is a predicted model, not a curated record.